AUGCACUCCAUCUCCUUCUUGUUUUUCGGGCUUUUCCUCGGCACAAGCCAUGCCCUAGGGGAUGUCUAUUUACCAGCUGUCCAGAGAGCUAAACCAGUGGCCACAGAGUACUUCACUUACGCAGCUCCACCGGAGGAGGAUCACACGGCUCCCUGGCAAGCAGCUCGCCAGCUAGCCCAGGUGCUAUCGCCACCACAACAGGUGGUCUUCAUCCGCACCCCGGAGACAAAUCUCUUCACCCUAACAGCCAAGCAGCUGGCGAAUAGCAAUUCCCUGGAUAUCUUCGUGCUUCAGCGUCAGGCGGAUGCAGCGGCUCUGGCCCAGCAGCAGGCAGCCAUUCAGCAGCAGGCGGCCAACCAUCAGCCCUCAGUGCACUUUGUCAAAUACCGAACUCCGGCAGAUGUAACCCGAGCUUUGAGCGCCCUUAGAAGCGACUACGACCGGCUGCCAGGGAAUAGCAUCAGUCAUGCUGUUGAGAAGGCGGAUGUCCUGCACCUGAAUCCGCCAACAGUGAGGCCAUCUAGUCCACCAAGUCCUGCCCCUGUGAUCUUUAAGAUCCGCCCCAAAGACAGCGCCGAGUACGAGACACACGAGCUGGCCAGCGAUCUGGAGAUGGCAAAGCUUCAGGCCCUGUUCCGGGAGUACCUGCCACCGGGAAAGCGACGCUAG
Molecule: messenger RNA, 669 nt
Organism: Drosophila serrata
Lineage: Eukaryota; Metazoa; Arthropoda; Insecta; Diptera; Drosophilidae
Gene: TwdlS
Product: TweedleS
Biological process (GO): chitin-based cuticle development
Cellular component (GO): chitin-based extracellular matrix
Molecular function (GO): structural constituent of chitin-based larval cuticle
Source: RefSeq, a predicted model, not a curated record